UCUAGUCCAAAAGAAACCGAUUUCAACGAGCGAAAACUGGACUCCUUAUGCGAGCAAUAAUCAGUGCGUUCUUUAAUUCAAUUUGUGUAUUUGAAGUAUUACUUUGUUUUAUCUAAAACCUAAAACUCCUACAAUAUUAUCUACAAACAACUGCGAAUCAGGUACAGAGAAGAAACUCAACCUCAGUAUAAAAUCCAAUUUAAAAAUGACAAUUUCCAUGUUGUUGACAAAAGUGUGAAUACAACGCUGAGUUACUUUGAAGGCCGUGUCAAUGGAUCAUGGAUACAAUUAACGUUGGGAGCUAUUUGUACACACAUUAUAAAAGUGGUCAUUUUUUCCAGUUUAUUGACUACUGUUUUAUACCUGAAUGGCGAUAUAAGUACUUUAACAGGGAACAACCUUGCAGUUAACACAACAUGUUUUCGUGGUGUUACUUCAAUAACUUCAUCUAUAAUACUUAGCGUAAAAUCUCAGUAUUUUAUGAGUUACCAAAAAGUCAAAGAAUGUACCGGCCCUAAUAUUAUAUUUAAGAUGCAGUUUAUAGUCGGUCUUAUGAUGACCGGCUUUACAACCACUGUUAUUUUUACUAAACUGUAUAGACAAAUAGUGAAAAAUACUAUUACAUUUAGUCGUAUUGCUUGUAUACAUAAGGAGGAGGAUACGUCUUUAUGGUUGACAUUCUGGCUUCUCGACAAGAAAUUAUCAAGGCUACUUGAAAAACGCGCAAUGAUGACACUUGUAGCGGAUAUGGAAAGCACAGCUGAAAAUGUUAUGCCAAUACCAGUGUGUCAAAAUCUCAAAAUCGAUAUGGGUAUUGAAAAUGACGAAUGGCCAAUAUCUAUAAAGCAUGAGAUUAACAAUUCGUCGCCAUUAUGGAAUUUAAUAAAAUUAGAUGAUAAAGAUAUUUUUAAAAAAAAAUUUGAAAUAUUCAUCUGUUUUCAAGGAAAAAAUGAACGUACUGGGACCAAAAUUAAAAUGAAAGCAGCGUACAUAGCAGAGGAAAUAAAGUACUGCCAUACUUUUUUAUAAUGGAUUUAUGAACUAUAAUGUAUACAGAUGUGAUAGAAUUUUUUACUAGCAAUUGUAAACGAGGUGGUGGUGUCCAAAAAGAUGUCCCUCCCAACUUGUCCAUGUUAAUGAUCUAAAUAUUGAACAGUUAUUUGUAUAUUUUAUUUGUAAUAAUA
This is a messenger RNA of Metopolophium dirhodum (rose-grain aphid), 1184 nucleotides long. RefSeq names its product G protein-activated inward rectifier potassium channel 4-like. Gene Ontology annotation, biological process: regulation of monoatomic ion transmembrane transport; potassium ion import across plasma membrane. The record is from RefSeq and is a predicted model, not a curated record. The transcript has 6 exons. NCBI's taxonomy places the organism in Eukaryota, Metazoa, Arthropoda, Insecta, Hemiptera, Aphididae. Gene Ontology annotation, molecular function: inward rectifier potassium channel activity. The coding region runs from base 481 to 1029 and encodes 182 amino acids. Gene Ontology annotation, cellular component: plasma membrane.